Messenger RNA from Paramecium tetraurelia, 639 nucleotides. RefSeq lists its product as uncharacterized. Lineage: Eukaryota; Ciliophora; Oligohymenophorea; Peniculida; Parameciidae. The record is from RefSeq and is a predicted model, not a curated record. The transcript is spliced from 2 exons.
AUGAGUUCAAGAAAUGGAUCCAAGGAAAGACAGACCAAGGAGAUUGGUAAAUCCUUAUUCUGGGAGCAUUCAAAGAAUUUACCACCAUUUUUCGCUGAGAAUGUCCUAUUUUUAGAAAUGGAAGUUGAAUGCAAUAAUGUAACCAUAGAAGUUGUUAAUCAAUUGUUGGAAUUAUAUCGAGUAUUUUACCAUCUUAUACAGUAGAUCGGAGUGGAAUACUUUGAAUCGAUUAAAAGCAACAAGUUUUUGAUUUUUAAAAAUAAAACGUAGCAAUUAUUAAUGAGAGGAACAGUUAAUCAAUGCAUGAAUGUUGCUUAUGAAGAGUUGAAACAUGAAACAGCACUUAAGAAGACAUCACAUUCAGAAAAUUAAGAUAAGGUUCCUCCAUUGCCUCCUUCUUCGAAAUAGGCGAUUGUUCAGAAAUCUUAGAAAUAAUAGGAAGUAGAAAAUCAACUCAAAUACAUCAAAGAGCAAGAUCAAAAAUUGUAAGUUAACCAAUUGUUAGAAUAUCAUGGUUAUGAAUCUCAACGCGUUACAAGAAUGCACAAUAAAGCUUUGCAAGAGUAGGAAGAUUCAGUGUAACAACGCUUAUAAAGAAGGAGAAUGCAAUCUGUGAAAAUAAAAGGGUAAAUAGAAUGA